UACUCAUCUGGUCAAGAUUCCGAUUCUGCUCUGGAAGAAUUUAUGCAGUUCGUACAAUCCAAGCAGGAGUUGAAGAUGUUUUCCAGUAGAGGUAGUACAACGGCCACACCGGACAAUGAGUUGUCCUAUGAUGACAGUAUAGACAAUAGUAUGAUGGCUAGUGGAUUAGGGAGUGGCUCCAUGUACAGGUCAAAGGUACGACGAAUAUGAGAAAGAUCACGAUAGCGCUGACAUCUGACACCCUCUUCCACCUAUAGAAAGCACUUUCUCGAUUUCAGGCGUUGCGAGAAUCGCACGAUAACCUAUCAGAAUCGAUGUCUGCUAGUAUGAUGGGGUUAGGUAUAACUGAAGGAAGUGGUGGCGGAAGGAACUAUGGGUCGCCUAGUUACACAGGCGUAUCACCCACUUCAUCAUCGUCAUCUCAAAGUCGAUAUCAUCAACCCGCAGUGCCAUCACCUCUUCAUGCAGAGCAACGUGUUGGCCCUAUCCAUAUACCUCGUGACAUGAGCGCACCCACUAUUGCAUCUCACUUACACCGUCGACAACUAUCUCAUGAAAAUCAAACCAAUGUCCGUUCAUCGCCACCGCAAACAACCACCUCUACCCAUGUCUUGUCAUCGCCUGAUAGAGCCGCCUAUUCCAGCUAUCCCACUGAUCCUCACCACAAAGACUUGAAACGAUUACCUCCGCGUUCAGCACGAUCCCCACCCGAUAAUGCGCAACUUCCUUCUCCUCGAUCACGCGAUAUCCUCUCGCCUAGAUCCCCUCCUUCCACAAUCGACCGACCCUCUAAAUCGGUGACGUUAGAAAGGCUAGCUACCAGUGCAUCACCACCCCGAAAUAUUCCUCGACACAUCAGUAACCGCCAUGCUAGUUCUGGAGGAUCCAGUCCCAUUAUCGGACCUCGACCAGAUUUACAGCCUACGAGUUAUUCUAGUUUGAAUGAGGACGCUAAUGAAUCAUCUCAACGAAACCGUCCGGAAAACAGUGGUCAUGCAUUGGCUAGUGGAACGCGAAGUGGGAGUCUUUUGGAUGACGAUGACUCUCUAGUAUUUAAGAUGAGCGAACUCGGCAAUGAAACUGGGACGUUCGACUCUGGCGUGUACAAUAACCCUUAUCAAGGAAGUCUAUACAGUGGUGGCAAGGAUUCGCCAAGACAACGGCUAUUGGUCGGACCCAAUAGUCAUUUUGCAUCAACGAGUGGUAGCCCUAAAAUAGGCACUAGUGGUGGAGAAGCUAUGUCUCGGCGACCUAGCUCUGGUAGUGGAGCAGCUAUGGCCACAGUCAUGGAACAGGAAGAACCCAAUACGGCGUCUUCCAACAGCUCAAGUUCUUCAGCUCAUGAACGCAGAGCUGGCGGACCUGAUGCCCACAUGUUUAGUGGCGACUGGUAAUUGGGGCCCCCAAAUAAGUGGGAAAUGAACCCAACUAGAAAAGUAACGUAAAGUUGAAAAAAAAAAAAGAAAUACCAACCCCCUCUGCCCUCCA
Umbelopsis ramanniana AG is the source of this 1488-nucleotide messenger RNA. RefSeq lists its product as uncharacterized. The record is from RefSeq and is a predicted model, not a curated record. The coding region runs from base 315 to 1394 and encodes 359 amino acids. The transcript has a single exon. NCBI's taxonomy places the organism in Eukaryota, Fungi, Mucoromycota, Umbelopsidomycetes, Umbelopsidales, Umbelopsidaceae.